Messenger RNA from Helicoverpa armigera (cotton bollworm), 2138 nucleotides. Its product is annotated as dipeptidase 1. Gene Ontology annotation, biological process: proteolysis. The transcript has 2 exons. The record is from RefSeq and is a predicted model, not a curated record. The coding region runs from base 281 to 1783 and encodes 500 amino acids. Gene Ontology annotation, molecular function: metallodipeptidase activity. Lineage: Eukaryota; Metazoa; Arthropoda; Insecta; Lepidoptera; Noctuidae.
CCAGCCGGCAGGCGACCGCCACGCUAUGCGCGCCGACACGCGGGACGCCGCGCGAGCCGCGGUUCGCCGCUCUCCGGGGGUAGGGCCCCGAGCUCGCUGCGAGGGCCGCGUCGCCGGCGCCUCCGCGCGCUAGCCGCCGGUGUAUGGUGGAGCGCGCCAGGCGGGGGGCGGGGAGGCAGGUGGCGUCGCGCAGGUGCGGCCCGCGCCCGGCCCGGGGCCGCAUUCGCAGCGCGCGGAGGCGGGCACGCCGCGGCGCGCGCCCGCCCGCCUCGACGCGCUCAUGGAGCCGCCGUGGGAGCUCGAGCUGGAGUUGCGUCGGCACAUCGAGAACUGUGCCUGCACGUGCGACCACAUGGGCUACGGGAACUAUAUGGACUACCAGGUGGCGCCGGCGGCGCACGCCUGCCUGUGCCGCGCGAUCACCUCGCCGCACGCCCACGCCGCAGUGCCAGAAGGUAUGACAUUUCCGGGUCCGCUGCCUGACGUGGCGGAGCGGUGCGGGCGCUGGGCGCCGGACUCGCUGUCGGCGUCGGCGUCGGGCAGCUCGGACGAGAAGACGAUCCCGCGCCGGCCGCGCUGGCGCAUCGCCCUGGCGGCGCUGGUCGUGCUGGCCGCGCUCGGCGCCGCCCUGGCGCUUCCCCUCGCUCUCGGCGGCGGAGGGCGCGCCACUCCAGAACAACGACUCACUACUAUUCGUCGCAUGCUCCGAGAUUCGCCGCUAGUCGACGGUCACAAUGACUUAGCGUGGAAUGUACGGAAAUUUUUACAUAAUAAAAUAGGUGACUUUAAUUUGAGUGCCGGUCUCGACGGAAUUGAACCUUGGGCGCGGUCGCGCUGGUCGCACACUGAUAUCCCGCGCUUGAGGCUCGGUCAGGUCGGUGCUCAAUUUUGGUCAGCUUAUGUGCCAUGUGGAGCAAGAGAUCGUGACGCAGUUCAACUGGCGCUCGAACAGAUGGACGUUAUCAAACGUAUUGUAGAAUUGAAUGCUGCGCAUUUAGCACUAGUGACUGAUGCGGGGGAACUACUAGAUGCGCAUCGUGAUGGUCGCAUCGCUUCCCUUAUUGGCGUAGAGGGUGGCCAUGCUCUUGGGGAUUCCCUAGCAGUACUCCGGGCGUUCUACCAACUAGGUGCGCGAUAUCUUACAGUGACACAUACAUGUGAUACAAGAUGGGCAAGAGCUGCGGGCACCGCAGGAGGUCUCAGUGAAUUCGGAAGAGCCGUUGUACGGGAAAUGAAUCGACUUGGUAUGAUCGUAGAUCUGUCGCAUGCGGGAGAAGAAACAGCCCGCGAUGCGUUAGAAAUGUCACAGGCGCCUGUAGUAUUUUCGCAUUCAGGAGCUGCAGCCCUAUGCAACUCCAGUAGAAACGUUCCCGACGACUUACUUCGCAUGAUAGCUGCGAACGGUGGAGUCGUCAUGAUAAAUUUCUAUGCCAAACUAGUAACGUGCGGGGAGCGAGCCACUUUGGAAGACGUGGUGGCACACAUAAACCACGUGCGGCGAGUGGCGGGCGUGGAGCACGUGGGGCUGGGCGCGGGGUACGACGGCAUCGACGCGCCGCCCGAGGGGCUGGAGGACGUGUCGCGCUACCCGCACCUGCUCGCGGAGCUGCUGCGCGACCCGGAUUGGAGCGAGGAGGACGUGCGCAAGCUGGCCGGCAUGAAUGUGGUGCGCGUGCUACAGCACGUGGAGCGAGUUCGCGACCAAUGGCGGCGCGCCGCCGUGCUCCCGGGCGAGGAGACGGCGGGCGCGCGCCGCGGAGACUGCGUGUACGGGCCUGCGUGACGCAGGCUACGAGCCGCGCGCUCCCGCGGCCCCCCUCGUACUGCUCAAUAUUGACACUUGUUGAACGUAGUUAUACAUGUAUAUUAGUGUCCAAAUGUGAUUUAGCGAUUAAAGUAAUCUCUACCUGAACCUCGAUGCACAAAUUGUUUAGCUAAGGAGCCGCGCGCGCUGGGCGCUUCGUCUCGGCGUCGCGCAUCGGCCGCGGUUCGGCCGCUGAACUCUUCUCCAUCCAUGCACUCGACUUCGUUGACGAAAGCCCAAUGCGAUCCGCGAUUUAUAAUGAUGUCAGCCAUUGAUGAUAUAAAAGGAUAAUGUGUUUAUAGAAAAAUAAAUAUUCUUUAUUUAUAAUAUAAAA